Molecule: messenger RNA, 1803 nt
Organism: Sporothrix schenckii 1099-18
Lineage: Eukaryota; Fungi; Ascomycota; Sordariomycetes; Ophiostomatales; Ophiostomataceae
Exons: 3
Coding region: 1-1803 (600 amino acids)
Source: RefSeq, a predicted model, not a curated record
AUGAUGAUACUCGCCAUCCCGGUUUGCCUUUUGGCUGUUUUAUCUUUCGCCCAGGCAACUGCAGCCCGGCUGCCGAUCUUGAACUUGCCCUGGGGCACAUGGCAGUCUACCGUCUACGAAAAAGACUCAAAUGUCUACGUCUUCAAAAAUGUGCGAUUCGGAGCUAAGCCGCCCAGGUUCGGCCGGUCCGCAUUUCCAACCCAAUGGGACAACAGCUCGUCGGGGGCAGCUUGCUACCAGGUGAGCGCCAGCGGUCUUCAAGUUCCUCACGAUGGACCAGUCGGCGUCCCAGAUCUUCGCGCGCCCCUCGAAGAUCUGCCCCAGGACGAGGAUUGCUUGUUCCUGGAUGUCUACGUGCCGGCAUCCAACUUUGAUGCCAAUGGGAAUCCGAUCAAGGCGCUGCCAGUCGUCGUCUGGUUCUACGGCGGAGCUUUCGCCUUUGGCGCCAAAGAGCUAGGCGACGGGAUCUCGCUUUACACGGGUCAGGCAAUGAAUACAGCCACCCACAACGAGGUCAUAUUUGUCGCCGGAAAUUACAGGCUUGGCGCCUUUGGGUGGCUGGCCGGUCGGUACAUGCAAAGUUCGGGGCAGCCCAAUGCGGGACUCUACGACCAGGCUCUGCUGCUCAACUGGACGAACCAGUACAUCUCCAGAGUGGGUGGCAAUCCCAACCGGGUCAGCGCAUGGGGCGAGUCAGCCGGUGCCGGCUCGAUUCUUCAUCAUCUCAUUCGUGAGGGUGGCACUGUCAAGCCUUUGUUCAACACCUUCUUGGUGCAGAGCCCGGCCUUUCCGUGGUCCUGGGAUAACCAGCCUCUCGGGACACUUGAUGAGACCUACUUGAAUUUUUCACAGGCAGCAGGAUGCGGCCGCAACUUCAACAUCACUUGCCUUCGAAAUGUAAACAUUGAUGCCCUGAUUAACGCGAACGACUAUCUCUACCACAGAGUCAAGGACACGGGAAUCUACCCGGUGGGGCCGUCCGUCGAUGGCACUUGGGUCCAGACCAUCCCUGCUUUGUCAUUCGCAUACAAGCAGUUCUAUCCCGCCAUCAGUGGUGCCAUAAUCUCCCAUGUCUACAAUGAAUCGUACAGCUUCACGCCCAACGUUCGGACCCAAAAUGACUUUGACACCUUUCUCGCCGAGUUCAUACCCGGACCUGCCCUCGCCACUGUUCGCAGCCAGAUUCGCAGCCGCUAUAACUGCGUCGCCGCCCCAUACCGCGGCGAUUUCAAGCUCUGCUUGGCCGCCGUCAUUGGCGACAGCUCCUUUUUCUGCAAUACGCGCGACCUUUACGGGGCCUUCCCUUCCGUGAGCUACAUGAUGCAGUAUGCGUUCCCGACCGAGGUGGAGGCCGUGCACGCGAGCGAUUUGCUGCCGGCAUUUAUGAACGGCAUCCAGGACGCCGUCGAUAUCAUUUUGAACGCGGAUCCAGACUUUGGUGAAGCAAAGGCCUACGCCCUAGCGACUGACCUCGAUGAAUCGAUUAAAUAUGUCUACCAGGCAUAUUUCGGUGCCUUUGCCGCGUCGGGCAAUCCCAACAGCGGCCCUCCGACGCGCCCGUUUGAUUGGCCAGUGGCCUCGCCUGGAGAGUCGCUGUCGAAUGUUUUGCGGGUGCAGCAGUAUUUUCCGAUUUUCCAGAGAGCGUUUGUGCUCACAACGGACAAGCAGAACAACGCCACUGUUUGUGGUUUUUGGACAAACAUCGCUUAUCAGAUCGUCAACGCAAAGUCCGCUGACGACUCUACAACCCACGUCCACCAACAGCCACAAACCAGCAACGGCGCGAAAUACGAUGAACUUUAG